Suillus clintonianus is the source of this 519-nucleotide messenger RNA. RefSeq lists its product as uncharacterized. The transcript has 3 exons. Gene Ontology annotation, molecular function: nucleic acid binding. NCBI's taxonomy places the organism in Eukaryota, Fungi, Basidiomycota, Agaricomycetes, Boletales, Suillaceae. The record is from RefSeq and is a predicted model, not a curated record. Bases 1 to 519 code for a protein of 172 amino acids.
AUGGUAGACCGUGGGAAUUAUUUCGAAAAAAUCAAAGUUGUAGCCCUUUUGCUUGUCGAGAGGGGAUAUGCUGAUGCACCUAAGCUUAGGGCAGAGUGCAAAGAGUUCAAGUGUCCAGGUGAUAGGACUGACUGCUGCUGCCAUCGACUGAUGUACAGCCAACCAGACUUCAAUGCUGUUGAGUCUCAUCUUGAAUCUUCGUGCCGUGCACGUGGAUUUGAUGUCAUCUUUUUGCCGAAAUUUCACUGCGAGUUGAACUUUAUCGAGCAGUGUUGGGGCUUCGCAAAGCGUCUUUAUCGAAUGAAGGAUCAGUUGUCGUCAGAGGUUGUUCUCGAGCAUAAUGUGAUUAGAUCACUUGAUGCCAUGCCAAUACAAUCCAUGCGGCGCUUCGCAAACAGAUCCCUUCGGUUCAUCGAUGCCUAUCAAAAAGGACUGAAUGGAGUCCAAGCAGCGUGGGCAAUCAAAAAGUACCGUGGCCAUCGUGUUCUUCCAGAGUCCAUCAUGCGAGAGUUUGAUUAA